UGAUGAGUGCUUCUACUAAUCAGAAUCUGCGUCUACACAGCGGAUUUUUCCACCCCACUCUGAGAAAGUGGCAGAGUAGGCUAACGUCGCCCUCUCUAGACAGUCUCAUCUAUCCUCUCUUCGUCACUGACUCUGACACACCCUUAGUGGAGCAGAUCGAAUCCCUCCCUGGCCAAAAGAGGUACUCAGUGGAUGUGCUGGUGGAUCUCCUGAGACCAUUGGUUGAGAAGGGAUUGAAAAGUGUGAUAUUGUUCGGAGUCAUCAACCGUUUGACAAAGACUGCAGAUGCAUUGAGUGCAGACAGUGAUGAAAAUCCAGUCGUCAAAGUGAUCCCAAUCCUCAGAAAAUCGUUUCCAGAUUUACUUAUAUGCUGCGACUUAUGCCUAUGUGCUUACACUUCCCACGGUCAUUGUGGAAUAUUUUCAGAGGACCCAAAUUCGAACGAAAGUUAUAUUGAUAACCAGAAGUCCAUAGAUAGAAUAACAGAAGUGGCUCUGAAGUAUGCUCAGAGCGGGGCACACGUCGUGGCCCCUUCGGACAUGAUGGAUGGCCGAGUCGGGGCCAUAAAACAAAAGUUGAUUGUUAAUGGCCUCGGAUCCAGGGUUGCAGUCAUGGCUUACAGUGCCAAGUUUGCGUCCAGUUUUUACGGUCCAUUCCGAGACGCAGCUAAAAGUGCGCCUUCGUUUGGCGACAGAUCUACUUACCAGUUACCAUGCACAAGCGCAGGGUUGGCUAUGAGAGCGUUGAAACGGGAUGUUGAUGAAGGUGCCGACGUCAUCAUGAUCAAACCAGGUAUGCCUUAUUUGGACAUAGUCAGGAGUGCUCGGGAUCGAUUCCCGGACAUGCCAGUUGCAGUGUAUCAGGUGUCAGGAGAGUACGCGAUGUUGAUGCAUGCAGUGAAUAAAGGAACCUUUGACCUUGAAAAGGCAGUGAUGGAGUCUCUUAUUGCGUUUCACAGAGCUGGAGCCGACAUAGUUAUUUCAUACUUCGUGCCAUUUCUUUUGGAUAAACUUUAGAUUUGCUAAAGAAAGACAAAAUGUUCCAAGAUUUUAGUUUUAUAUUAGUUUCAGUUUUUCCUCAUUUA
Symsagittifera roscoffensis is the source of this 1084-nucleotide messenger RNA. Its product is annotated as delta-aminolevulinic acid dehydratase-like. Lineage: Eukaryota; Metazoa; Xenacoelomorpha; Acoela; Convolutidae. Bases 3 to 1016 code for a protein of 337 amino acids. The record is from RefSeq and is a predicted model, not a curated record. Gene Ontology annotation, cellular component: cytosol. Gene Ontology annotation, biological process: heme biosynthetic process. The transcript has 2 exons. Gene Ontology annotation, molecular function: zinc ion binding; porphobilinogen synthase activity.